Lodderomyces parapsilosis is the source of this 1749-nucleotide messenger RNA. RefSeq lists its product as uncharacterized. Gene Ontology annotation, molecular function: zinc ion binding; ubiquitin protein ligase activity. Gene Ontology annotation, biological process: protein ubiquitination; Ras protein signal transduction. Bases 1 to 1749 code for a protein of 582 amino acids. The transcript has a single exon. Gene Ontology annotation, cellular component: cytoplasm. The record is from RefSeq and is a predicted model, not a curated record. Lineage: Eukaryota; Fungi; Ascomycota; Pichiomycetes; Serinales; Debaryomycetaceae.
AUGAUUGGUAACGACUCUUACCAUAUCUUAAUUGACUUGCUUCCAAUUACAAACUUGAAUUCAGAUUAUCGAUACUCAGAACUAAGUGUUACAGAUAUUGACAUCAAAUUGUCAACCAAUUUGAAAAUGACACCGGAAACAAUAGAACCCAUCAAAGCCAUGCUGAUUGGAAAGGGUGUCAUUAGACUCUACCGGGAAUUUGAACAUGAUGAUUCGUCAGGUGGACCCCACGAAAAGAGAAAGAUUACGACGAAUUCCGGUGACAACACCAUGGUUGCCAUUUUGGCGAUACCUACUUACUUUACCGCGACAGAUCUAUUGGGGUACAUAGGGGAGUCGUUUGUAUCUUUUAUUUCGCACAUCAGAAUCUUACGGAGUGACAAGCAAAAUCGAUUUAUGGUGUUGAUCAAGUUUCGAGAUAUUGUCAAGGCAGCCGAGUUUCAGUACCACUUUGAUGGAAAAAGUUUCAAUUCAAUGGAGCCUGAAACUUCGCAUGUUAUCUUUGUGAACUCUGUUCAAGUUCACUAUCAACAUCGUCCUGAGGGAAUGCAAUCAUUGAUCCCAUUUCUUCUUUCCGACCCUUUCACUUCGCCGGUGGAGAGUGAUGAACCGGACUUUGCCACAGAUGCGGAGGUUGCAACAUCCAACACUUUAAUUGAACUUCCAUCAUGUCCCGUGUGUCUUGAAAAGUUGGAUUCAACCAUAACUGGCUUACUCACCAUUCCUUGCCAACAUACGUUCCAUUGCCAGUGUCUAUCAAAAUGGCGAGAUGAUUCGUGUCCUGUUUGCAGAUACUCGCAUAACUUGACCAAUAUUACAAGCUUGAAUCAUGAUAGGAGGUUACAAAAUCUAAAUUUAAGAGAAUCGAUGUCCCAACAUGACAAUGAGCUGCUGGCCCCUGCGUCAGCAAACGAUGACAACGAAGUUUGCAUGGAUUGUCAGGUGAGGUCUAAUUUAUGGAUUUGCUUGAUUUGUGGAAAUGUAGGAUGCAGUAGGUAUGCGCCCGAGCAACACUCGUUAAAGCACUUUGUCACCACGGGUCAUUGUUUUGCUAUGGAAAUAAAUACAAGUAGGGUGUGGGAUUAUGCAGGUGACAACUACGUGCACCGAUUAGUAACAAAUGAAUCGGAUGGUAAAUUAGUCGAGCUACCAGAUAAAGGAGAUUCAAAGGAGUCAAAAUCUUAUAGGAAUAACGUUGAUAAGAUCGAUGCCGUUGGUUUUGAAUACUCCCAGUUGCUAAUAAGCCAACUUGCAAGUCAGCGUGAAUAUUAUCAGGAUCUUUUGGAUCAACAGGCAUUACAGCUUACAUCAUCGCUCAAAUCAAGAAAAGGCUCUACUGUCACAUCAACUUUGAAUCUGGAUACCAUUAAGGAGUUUCAGCUUGAAAUCGAAAAUUUAUCCAGUAAAAUAACGGAUCUCACAACAUCCGUCGUGCCGGCAUUGAAGGAGAAGAUUCAAAAUAAGGAGGAAAAGAUUCACAAUUUGAGCAAGCAGCUCAGCUCAACCAAUGCCUUAAACGAGGCCUUUUCAAGAAGAAUUGAGCAUGUAACCAAGGUCAAUGAUGAGCUAAGAAAUAACAUUGACGAUCUCAAAAAGCAAAAUAAGGAUCUAAGUGAGCAAGUGGCGGACCUAAUGUUUUACCUCGAUAGUCAGGAAAAACUUCAAAACGAGUCAGAUGAUGUCAAGCAAGGUACUGUGAUUGUUAAGCAAUCUUCAGCGUCAGCGAAAAAGAAGAAGAAAAAGAAAUGA